ACGAGCCAGCAGCAGGAUGGAGGAUCUCAAGGAGAAUCUGGGAACUUUGGAUUGACGCCCGGGGAUAGCGCGCGCUCGGCCUGAACCUCACCGGGGUUUCUCGUGGGAUUUAUAUAUUUGGAUGUUGUCUGUUCCCCCUUUUCCCCUUUUUCUUCCAGGCGCUGGGAAUUUACACUUGGCUUACAACUCCUAUUAUUCGUGGCGAGCAAAAUGCCGUUCGCCAAAAGGAUUGUGGAGCCGCAGCUUCUGUGCAGGCACCAGAUCCCCAACGAUGAAGGUCUGCUUUUCGAGGACCUGUGUGCCAUCAGUAACGUGGUUCUGUCCCGGACCUUGCGACAGCUGUCCGACCUGGCCCGGCACGCCUGCUCCUUAUUUCAGGAGCUGGAAAACGACAUCAUCAGCACCAACCAGCGGGUCUGGGUCCUCCAGAACAAAAUAGGCCAGAUCCAGCAGACUACCAGUGCCCUAGACCCGAAAAAGGAGGCAGUGCCGGUGUCAAACCUGGAUAUAGAAAGCAAGCUAUCAGUUCACUACCAGGCUCCAUGGCACCAGCAACACAACGUGUUUCAUCCCUCUACCCGUCCACCAUGUCUGGAGGAGCUGCACAGAAGCGCUCAGCUCAGCCUCAGAGCCCUGCACCGAGACGAACAACAGCGACAGCGCUCAACGAGUCGGGAAAGAAGCAGAGUGACCAUCUCUAUCUCAGUAGCGCCCCCUAUGCCGACGUUUCCAUCACCACACUCCAUCCGCAGGCAACAGAGAAGUCGCCUGGCCCGGGCGCAAGAGAGAGCAGAGAGGGAGCGAGAGUUAGACUAUCAGCCCAGGAAGGAGAGGACCGUGAGAGAAACAGAGAUGCAGACAAUACAAAGAAAAGAGAGGCCAGGGAGAGAUGCAGAUAAUCAGACGAUCCAAAGAAAGGCUACCUCUGCAGAUGAAGGUGAUGGUAUUGAAGUCCUGGGAGGCCAUAGAGCCAAGGCCUCGGUCCAAAAUACCCCCUCAACCCAGGACAAGCAGACAAAUUGGUCCAAGGAAAACCACCCGCCAUCAGAUCAAAAUACAUCUGAUUCUCACGCCAUCUCUUCGUGCAUUAUCCCCAUCAACGUUACAGGAGUUGGGUUUGACAGGGAAGCAAGUGCUCGUUGCUCUCUUGUCCAUUCCCAGUCAGUUCUACAGAGGAGAAGGAAGCUGAGGAGGAGGAAGACUAUCACAGGAAUACCCAAGAGAGUACAACAGGACAUGGACUCAGAUGAAUCACCUGUAGCAAGGGAGCGCACAGUGAUCGUCCAUGCCAACCCGCACCAACUCUCUCUCUGUCAGGAAGACCUCUCUAUCAGUGGUCGCCUCCAUCACACUCGUGACUCUGGCUGCCAGACAGAUGAUUUCCUUAUAGCAUGUACAGCUGCUCCUUCAAGAAGGCGCAUUAGGGCCCAGCGCAGCCAUCAGGGAAUCCCUGCUUCUCUGUCCCAUUCAACAGGGAACAUUUCUUCCCUGGGUGACCAGUCAGACUCCACAUAUACCAGCGCUGCAGCUCAUGUCCGACUGCGAUCUCGUAGCUUACCACGAGAGGGUGGACGUCUGAUGGACAGUGAUGAGGAUGAUGAUGACAAUUAUGAUGAUGAUGAUGAAGAUGAAGAGCUUUCACCAUAUGAGGCAGAGGACUUUAUUCCACCUGGCCCCAGUCCAAGAAUGAAGAUGAUGCUGAUGAAGGACGAGGAAGAAAGCACAGAUGACCAGGCAGCUCCUGAACCACUGCAACUUGGAACCCUAAAAAGAUUGCAGCGAUCUGGAGAAAGGGACAGAGGAGGUGGAGGAGGAGGAAGUCCAGAGCAUAGCUGGAUGGAGAGAGGCCGCUCUCGCCUGCCACGCAAGGCUGAUAUGGGCAGUUGUGAGAUUUCAUCAAGUUCAGAUACUUUCAGCAGCCCUAUUCAUUCUGUGUCUACAACAGGGGUCUUAGGAAGCCAUGUAGACCACAAGGAGGACCACCAGUCAUCAAGUGGGAACUGGAGUGGUUCCAGCUCUACUUGCCCUUCUCAGACCUCUGAAACCAUUCCCCCACCCUCUUCUCCACCUCUGACAGGCUCAUCCCAUUGUGACUCAGAGCUGUCACUCAACACUGUGCCCAAUGCCAUUGAUGAAGGUUUCUCCCUGGAUCCAUCAUACCACUCUGACCUCAGACCCCAGGGCCAGGGACACAGGUCAAGCUCGUUCACAUCCUCAGCAACAGAUCAGCUGGAUGAUGCAGGGGUCAGUACCGCCAGUGAGGGAGAGUGGGCAUACCCUCCAGACCAAGACCAGACGGAUCCCGACCAUGACCUCGACCAGACCCAAAACCUUAGCCAGAGCCAUGGCUUAGUCCAGGAUUACAGCUCCAAACAAGGUCUUGAAGACCACAUCUGUUACAGUGAUAAGACAAGCAACACUGACAAAGAGUCUGGCUCUCAUUACCCGUCUGAUACGGAGGGUUUCUAUUCUUCCUCUGUGCAUUUCGGGGAGUAUAAUCAAAGUUACAGUGGAUACAUGUACAACUAUGCAGACCCAGGGCCUGAUUGUGGCCAAUCCAACACUGUGGCAGCACCACUAUCCCAUGGAGUCUACCCCACACCUACAACUGACUUCAGAGCAGGAACUAUGACCCUGGGGAGGACAUGUCGUCCGCUAAGGAAACCAAAAGUAAAACCUCCACCACCUAAACGGACAUCAUCACUGAAGGAGAGCAGCAGUAGUGUUGAUGUUGGAACAGACACGCAGACGGAUCAGGAUCAACCAAAGAUGGUUAGUGAACAAGAACUUACAUUGUCUUCCACAGAUAUGAAGCUGGAACUGGAGCUAGAGAUCGGAGGUGUUCCGGAACCAUUGCAGACAUCAUGUUUAGUGGCAGAGCCUUUAGGAACCUGGGGAAUGGGACUUGGUGGAGCUGUGGACAUUGUAGAGCCCAUGUCCUUCAGCUCUGCAGAUACACACUCAUUUAAGGAUGAAGGUGCUGUGCAAUCUGACUAUGCAGACCUGUGGCUUCACAAUACUGAGAUGAAGUCCAACAAUGGUGAGUACACGUCCAUGUCCAACUCAAGCACAGCCACAGGCACAACUGUCAUGGAGUGUAUGAAGUCACCAGACAGCUCUUCCUCCUCCACAGAAACCCAAACCCAGGCCCUUGCCCAGGCAGAAACCAGGGCAAACAGUCCACCAUUACCACCUGGAGACUUCAAACUUGGGUCCCCUGAGAAGUUAGCUGGCCUGGCCUCACCAUCAAGUGGCUAUUCCAGCCAGUCAGAGACCCCGACAUCAACCUUGCCCUCAUCAUCGGCUGCGUUCUUUCCAGGACCUCUGUCUCCUUCAACUGGCAAAAGAAAGCCCAAAGUGCCCGAGAGGAAGUCUUCUCUCUCUUCCCUGCAGCACUUCCCCAGGGAUGGAACUUCCAUUUCCUCUGGAUAUAAGAGAGACCCAGACUUCCCACCACCACCAUCUCAACUUGAUCUUAAUAUUCUUCAUGGCAGUUAUGUCAGACAUACACUGUCUCACCGGACACACCAUAUGCACACGCUCCACCACAGCAAACACAGAGUUGCAAAUGUUUUAGGCACUGGAACAAAGUUAUUGGCCCCAGAGGCAUCAAAUACCAAUCCCUUGCUAGGUUCAAACUCUGCUCUUACAAUUCCCAGUUCCAAUCUUUCAGCAAGUACUUCUCUUCGUUCAGCCCAGCUCCAUAUCAACCAAUCAACAGAUAGUGUCACCACUACAGAACAGGACACAGCAAGUUGUGCGGAGACUGUUACAAGACCCAAAUGUCCUCCAAGUGGCUCUACACUCGCUCCACCACCCAUUACCACCAGGCCUCUCCCACCUCGCAGACCACCCCCCAGACCUCCAGGUCAUGACCACAACUCUUCCCCUGAACAUGUGCAGCCACCUCCCCCUGGCCGCCACCCUGAUGGACCUCCCUCCUAUGAGAGCCUGCUACUCAGACAAGACCGCUAUGGACCAGGAACAUUCUGGGCUAUGACAGCCUUCAGAGCUAGGAUGGAUCCAACAUGUGAUCUCUCGGAGGACAGUUCACCCUUGCAUCGGCCAGUGCCCCGUGCUCCCCACCCUUCUCCUGUUGAUCUUCACACACAUAUUCAUUCACACACUGAGUUCAGAGGGCUCACACACUCAGCUCAUGCACAUCCUGAGCUUAGGGUUUUGGGGGAACGCUCGUUUUCCCAGGAUGAUGAUGAUGAUGAAGAUGAGGAGGAGGAAGAGGAAGAGCAGGUAAAAGAGCCCCCAAGGCCAGCGUGUUCUAGAGGAGGCAUGCGUUCUGAUCACCAUCCACCCCCAGCAUAUGAAUUCGCAGGGGGAUCCCACUUAGACUCAGGGCCCUGGGCUAGUCCAGUCAAAGUGCCUGGUACCAAAAUGGAGACAUCGCAUCCUUACCUAAUCAGCGAUGCAAGAAAAGGAGGACAUGAAGAGCAGGAAGAGGAGGAGGAAGUGACAUCAGGUGCUACCAGAAGUGCCCAUCUGCAGCAGCCACAUGAGAGCAAAGAUGACUCAACUACUCCUGACACUGAGGAUUACUUCAGUAAAGGGAUGUUGUCUGCUGCAGAUUCUACGCCCAGUGAUAAUUCACUCUCCCCUCUGACGGAUGACACCAAAGUGGAUGAAGAGAUUAUUAUCACAUCGCCCAACAAGACCCGAACAACUGAGGAUCUGUUUGCCAUGAUACACAGAUCAAAAAGAAAGGUCCUUGGUCGUAAAGAUUCAGGAGACUUAAAUGUGAAGUCUCGUCUCUGCCCUACUGCACCAGUGCCCCCUGUCUCCACUGCCGUUAUCCCCCCAGCUCCUCCCCUCAACAUCCCAGCCACCUUAGCCUCUGCAGCUGGGUCACAACGAGCCCCUGUGCCAAUCUAUCGCAGCGCCAAGAAAUCCAGCACAUCCAACGAGGAGUUUAAACUCUUAUUGCUCAAGAAAGGUAGCAGGUCUGAUUCCAGUUACCGCAUGUCAGCAACGGAAAUUCUUAAGAGCCCCAUCACCCCUAAAACUCCAGGGGAGGCUGUUCAGGAAGGGUGCGUUAGGCAGGCCGAAGAAUUACCUUCUACCCUUCAAGAGGCCCCCAUUUCUGGUCUCGAUCAGAUCCAGAUACCUGGCCUUUUUCCCAGGGCAAACUCUGAAAGUUUCACCCCAAAAACCCUUCCCAUGUCAGCUGCAUCUCGACAGGGACGCUCUCGGAUCCCCCCUGUAGCUAACAGCAGUCGUUACAGUACACGUAGUCGCCUCUACACAGCUCCCAUGCAAGCCAUUUCUGAAGGGGAAACAGAGAACUCAGAUGGAAGCCCCCAUGAUGACAGAUCAUCUUAAACCCACCUGAAGAGAAAUGUCCUGUUUUCUUUGCCGUGUCCUACAUUUGAAAAGAUCCCUUCAACUUUUUUUUUUAUUGGAUUGGUGUGUUA
Cheilinus undulatus (humphead wrasse) is the source of this 5423-nucleotide messenger RNA. It is a transcript of the gene nhsb, whose product is annotated as Nance-Horan syndrome b (congenital cataracts and dental anomalies). The transcript is spliced from 12 exons. The coding region runs from base 211 to 5331 and encodes 1706 amino acids. The record is from RefSeq and is a predicted model, not a curated record. Lineage: Eukaryota; Metazoa; Chordata; Actinopteri; Labriformes; Labridae. Gene Ontology annotation, biological process: lens development in camera-type eye; cell differentiation.